GAGAGAGAGAGAGAGAGAGAGCUUUUUCUCAUUUUCCUAUUCCUUCACGUUGUUGCUGUUGUUGUUGGUGUUGGUAUUUCCUCUUCGCACGCAUCUAGGGUUUCGAGAAACCCUCGAGAGAGAGAGAGAGAGAGAGAGAGAGAGGAGAGGGAGAAGGAAGGGUGUCUCUAAUGGCGGCGUCCUCUGCUGUUCUCCGAUCCGCGGCGUCGCACGUCCUCGGCGGAUCUCGCUUCGGCGGCGGCGGCGGCGGUGGGGCUUCGGAGCCGAUCAAGAUAUCUUGUGUGAGGAGUCUGAGCUCAGCCCCGAAUCAUUCCAGUGGUUUUGGUGCUGCCAUAUCCACCUCAUCACGAAAAUCAGUUGCAAGAAGCAUUCAGCCGAUCAAAGCCACAGCUACUGCAGCCCCCCCUUCUGUUCCAAAAUCGUCAAGUGGAGGAAAGACAAAGGUGGGCAUAAACGGUUUUGGCCGUAUUGGGAGGCUGGUCUUGCGCAUUGCUACCGCCAGAGAUGAUAUUGAAGUUGUUGCUGUGAAUGAUCCAUUUAUUGAUGCAAAAUACAUGGCUUACAUGUUCAAGUACGAUUCCACUCAUGGAUUAUUCAAGGGAACCAUCCAGGUAGUGGAUGAAUCUACUCUAGAAAUCAAUGGAAAGAGAAUUUCAGUCACGAACAAAAGAGAUCCUGCGGAAAUCCCUUGGGGCAAUCUUGGUGCAGAAUUUGUAGUUGAAUCUUCUGGCGUUUUUACGACAACGGAAAAGGCAUCAGCACACUUGAAGGGUGGUGCCAAGAAAGUGGUCAUAUCCGCUCCCUCUGCUGAUGCUCCCAUGUUUGUGGUUGGAGUGAAUGAGAAGACUUACCAACCAAGUAUGAAUGUUGUUUCCAACGCGAGUUGCACUACUAACUGUCUUGCUCCUCUAGCUAAGGUAGUGCAUGAGGAGUUUGGUAUUGUCGAAGGCCUAAUGACAACUGUUCAUGCAACAACAGCAACACAGAAGACUGUUGAUGGUCCUUCCAUGAAAGAUUGGCGAGGAGGCCGAGGGGCUGGUCAGAAUAUCAUUCCUAGUUCUACUGGUGCAGCAAAGGCUGUAGGAAAGGUCCUUCCGGAGCUAAACGGGAAGCUUACUGGCAUGGCGUUCCGUGUUCCCACACCUAACGUAUCUGUUGUGGACUUGACUUGCCGCAUCGAAAAAAGUGCUUCAUAUGAUGAUGUCAAAGCGGCUAUCAAGGCUGCUUCGGAAAGUGCACUGAAAGGCAUUCUUGGGUACACUGAUGAAGAUGUCGUCUCAAAUGAUUUUGUUGGCGAUUCAAGGUCGAGCAUAUUUGAUGCGAAGGCAGGUAUCGGGCUCAGCAAGUCUUUCAUGAAGCUCGUCUCUUGGUACGACAACGAGUGGGGUUACAGCAACCGCGUGCUAGACUUGAUCGGGCACAUGGCGCUGGUAUGCGCCCGCCGCUGAAGGAGCCGCAGCAGAAGCUCACACUGCUUCUCUCCGAGCCUCCGAAAUUAGUCGGCGGCGAUUUUGAGGGGAGAGUUUUGUUGUCAGAUAUAUCAUUUUUUUUGCCUUAACAAACCAAUUGUGGCUCAAUCACAAUACUAUAGAUUUUAAGUUAAACUUUAGAUAAACUUGAGGAACUGGGCUUGGAGAAUAAUAAUAAUCCCAGUGUUAGCAAAUCAAUAAUAAGUUAUUCAAAACUUUGAAUCUCAGUGGAUUCUAAUUUGGAACUUCCAAUUUGGUUGUUGUAUUAAAUGUUUGUUGUAUUUGAUGUUAUUUGAUGUUUGCUGCUUUUA
Messenger RNA from Ananas comosus (pineapple), 1780 nucleotides. RefSeq names its product glyceraldehyde-3-phosphate dehydrogenase GAPCP1, chloroplastic-like. Bases 171 to 1448 code for a protein of 425 amino acids. The record is from RefSeq and is a predicted model, not a curated record. Lineage: Eukaryota; Viridiplantae; Streptophyta; Magnoliopsida; Poales; Bromeliaceae. The transcript is spliced from 14 exons. Gene Ontology annotation, molecular function: NADP binding; oxidoreductase activity, acting on the aldehyde or oxo group of donors, NAD or NADP as acceptor; NAD binding. Gene Ontology annotation, biological process: glucose metabolic process.